GCCAAAAAUGUCAAAACUGGGUCAGAAACACAGGAAAGAUGACCUGUCUUCACCUGCUUCUUCUGGAGCAGCAGUGUUCUACAUCUCUCAGCAGUUCAUAAGCCUCAUAGAGCAGCACUUCAUUAUACAGGUUCCAUGUGGCCUCCACGUAUAGAUUCCCAUUAAACAGUAUUAAAGCGCGUGCAGCGGCCUCUGCUGGUCGCUGAGGGAACUGCACGCGGACAAACAAAAAAAGGGGGCCGAAUAGAGGAGGAGGCGCGUGCGGCUCCUGCAGGCGGAGCUUCUUCCUCGCGCCCCCGUCGCGCUGUGUUUUCUGCUCGGCUCUGCUGGAGGAGAGGAGACGCGAGAACAUAAGAAGGAGAAGGAGGUCGGCCAGCGGCAGAUGUUGAUCAGGAGGAGCUUCAGCAGCUUCAGGAGCUUCAGCAGGCCGCGAGAACCGCCCCGAACCCAGCUGAGAUGUGGCAGCCCGCGAGCGAGAGACUGCAGCAUUUCCAGAACAUGCUGAAAACCAAACUGAAUGUUUUGACUCUACGGAAGGAUCCGCUGCCGACGGUGAUCUUCCAUGAGCCAGAAGCCAUCGAGCUCUGCUCCACCACUCCAAUCUCCAAAACCCGCACACACACCGGCUACAAGGUGACUUAUCUGGGCAAAGUGACAAUCUCUGGCACCCAGUUCCUGUCAGGCUGCACAGAAUCUGCUGUGGUGGGAUUAUGGGAUAUGAAGCGGUCGUCUAUCCCCCAGGGCGAUUCCAGUGCCUCUAGCAACGCCGUUCUGGAGAUCCGCCCUUUCCAGGUGCGUCUCCAUCACCUGGAUGGGCGGGGUGAGGCCACGAUUGCUAUGGACACGUUCCAGGUGGCUCGGAUUGCGUACUGCACAGCGGACCACGAAGUCAGCCCCAACGUGUUUGCGUGGAUUUACCGACAAAUUAACGACGACCUGACCUUCCAGAUGGACUGUCACGUCGUGGAGUGCGAGAGCAAGCUGGUGGCUAAAAAAAUUGCUCACUCCAUGAUGGAGGCCUUCAAGAAAACCUUCCACAGCAUGAGGAGCGACGGUCGCAUCCACAAGAGCGGGUCGUCGGACGAGUUCCCGGAGGAUUCCUCCACUCCCGACGACGGCUGAGAGGAAUAGUGAGGAGGUGUGGCCUAAUCAGAAGGGGUGUGGCCGGGAGAAUGGGUGGGGAUUAGUGGUGUCCCUCCUUUUUCUCUGUCUCUGCCCUUUCUUUCUGUCUUUCUGAUGAAGCAUUAAAAAUGUAAAGAAAAUUUUUAACAGUUUAUGGACAUUAAAAAUCCGAUUCUAGAUCAAGGGCAUUGUAGUCUAGAACACAGUCUCUGAAAUUCCAGAAAAGACCAUCAGAAGAAACAUCUAGAAGUUCUACCUGCCUUUUUUUUCUUCUUCUUUUUUUUAGAUCACAGCUGCCAGCUGCAUUGUGGCCAUCUUACUCGAGCACCGAAAGAGUCAUUUCUCAACUUUUUUAAGGUGUAGCACAUUUUUAGUGAACAAUGUUCUAGAUCAUUGUGAUGGAACUUUGCUUUGGAAUAUCACUUUGGAGCAUUGGUUUGGAAGAUCGUGAUUGAGGGUUGUUCUGAAACAUCACUAUAAAACAUUGCUCUAGAUGGCCAUCUUCAAAUACUGCUUUAGAAGAUCAUUACCAAUCUUUUUCUAAUGCGUCUUAGAAAUGUCUUAUUUCCAGAACAUCAUUGAGGACCUGGAUCUGAUCUGGAAGAUCAUUAUGGAACUGUGUUCUAGGUGAUUGUCUCAGAAUAACAUUGUGUAACAUUGCUUUAGAAGAUCAUGCUGGAACAUUGUAUUGCGGUGUUCUAGAACACAUAUCCUGAAACAAUGUUCUAGAACACUUACAGAAUGUUCCUUUUGAACACAGAUGUCCGAUAUUGGCCUAGAAUAUUAGAACAGUUUCCUGUUGGAGCUUUUUUUUUUUUUCCUGAUUGAGCUUUGUUCCAGAAGACCCUGAUCGACACUGAUCUACAGAAUCACAACAGGCACACUUUUUUCUGCAGUAUUGUGAUGGAACAUCAUUGUGGAACACUCUCUGGAGGAUUAUAAUGGGCCAUUGUUCUAAGGCAUUGUUAUGGAAUUGUGUUAGAACAUUGCUCUAGAAUAUUGUGUUGGAACUUUGUUCUAGAAGACCCUAAUCAACCCUUAUUCUAGAUCAUUGUGACAACUUUCUUUUCCUCAAAUUUUGUUUUGGGUGGUUGCAAUGGCACCUUGUUCUGGAACACUGUGGUGGAUGGAACGUCAUCUAUGAAAGUUUUUAAAAUGGGAAAAAAUGUUUAGGGUUGUUCUGGUUCAUUUUUCUAGAAGAUGAUGGUGAAUCUAGAAGCUCUUACCUAAAUGAAAGCUGCUGAGAGUUAUGGUCACUCUUUAAAGGGGUGGGCGUCUUCACCCUGUCUCCUCUCGUUCUCUUAAGCCAGUCACAGUGUUUGGGGGGGCGGGUUAAGGGGGUUAAUGUUUUUUUUUUAUAUUAAUGGGGGAGUUUAGUGCCUCUGAGUGAAAAACUGAGAUUAAUUUGAAUUUAUUUGGCUGUGUGUUAAAGGCAGCCGUUCCUCAAGCAUUCCCUCAGCUUUUACUAGACCAUAGAAAUGCCGCCUGUACUGAGUGAACAUCAGUUGAGAGUGUUUUUAGAACCCCAGAGGUCUGUGUGUGAUAUUUGUACUGUUUUAUCUGUUUGCAGACCAUGAGCCUUCUCAUAUCUUUACAGAACGGGUUAUCAACUUCAGUAUUAUCCAGUCUUGUCUGUGUGUGUUAUUGUGUGCGUGUGUGUGUGUGUGCGUGUUUGUGUUUGUGUGUGUGUGUGUGUGUGUGUGUGUGUGUGUGUGUGUGUGUGUGUGUGCGUGCGCGUGCGUGUGUGUGUGUGUGUGCGUGUGAGAGACCUUUCCACCCAGCUAGAUGAACAUGUAUCCAGAACCUGCAGGUACCCACUUACAGAUAAAGGUUCUUAAUACUUAAAGAACCCAUAUUAUGAUAAACAGAAUUGUCUGUUCCGUUUUCAUACGCAUAUUUUACACAAUUGUUGCCAAAGUCCCUAAAAUUGAACUUAGUCCAUAUAAAAACGAAGCUGAUUUAAAAUGCCAUAAAAAACAAUGAUGUAUUUACAUAUUAUUGCAAAGUAAAGUUCUUUAUAUGUUUAUAAACCUUCAAUAAAUAGGUUUCAGGACCCUGCAGGAAACACUUGGGAAGGACUUUGGAGAUGUUCUGUUGCUGAAUUGUAGGUGAAAGUAAAUCGAGUAUCUUCUUUGAGCAAGUUACAACACAUACAUUCUCAAAUUUAGCUAACAGCAGUUUAGUCCCACCCACUAAUUAGUAUAGUACCACUGCUUUUUAAAUAAGGCAGUACAAAGUUUUUUUUUGCACAAUACAUUAUCUAUUUUUGAAAAACCUGGUAUAAUUGUUUUAUUAGUUUAUUAGUUUAGCUAUAAAAUUAGUGUCCGACAGUAACUCAUUUUUUGUUGUUUUUAAGCCCCAACCACUAGAUGGCAGUGUUCUCUGCAUUCAGAUCCCACUGUUCUGAAUAAAAGUAAACUUUUAUUUUACUCAUAUUUUAUAAUGUAUAUAAUGUGUUUUUUUAAUAUAACUAAAAUUUGGUUUAAACAAUCGCAAUAUAUCGCCAUACUUGCAGUAUCGCAAUAUACUGCUAUAUAUUGAAUCGAAAACCCUGUAUCGUGAGUUCUAUCGAUUUCCCAAUACACAGCCCUAAUUUUGAUAUACAUUAUAAUUAUACAACAUUUACAGCGUCCGUCACCGACUGUUAUUAAUUAUAGGGCGUAAGACUAGCAAAUCAUUUUUUAAAAGAGAGAUUGUAGAUACAGAAUAAAUAUGCUGAUAUAAAUAUAGUGAUAUAAGUAUUUCUAAUUAAAAGUAUGCUCAUAUAAAUAUAGCAGUCCUCUUGGCUGAGUAUUAAAGUGACUUUUAUUUUUUAGUGGCUAAAAUGGUAAAUGUUGUUUAGGCAAUGAAAUAUAUCCUCCCAGAGCUGUCAGUAUUGAUUAUGUUAGUAAUCAUUUAGUAAGCAGUGAUCAAAAUUAUUUUGCUGAUGAUUAAAAAUAUUUUUUUUUAUUUUGUUGCUUUUAAGGCUGACCAGUAGACCAGAUUUAUUUCUGAGGCUAACUGGCAAUUAAUUUGCAGUCCAAGAUUUUUGGUUUAAGCGAAACUAAAAGAACUAGUAUAGGUUUCUUAUCUUAUAUGGAGGUUCUCAAGACUUGGCCUGUCACAAUAAUUUUGUUAUUAACUUAUCGUACAAUGUUUUGAACCUUAAUAUUUUUCCCAAUAGGUGUUGGAAUCAUGGGGCAUCUCACAAUACGAUACUGUGACAAUUUUCUAUAAUAAUUCACAGUAACUGUGUAACUGAAGAGGAUAAAAUACUCUUAAAUUAGUAAAUACAAGGAAUUAUGGAUUUAUUAGUGUAAGUUUUACAGAAUUUCAGUACUAUAAUUCUUCACUGGAGGUUUACCCUAUUCAUUAGAUUAGCGCUGCCAGUAAUGAGGCUGUAACUUUAAUAAAUCAAGUUGAGGGUGAGUGGGAUAUAGAGGCCUAUGUUUUAAUAAUAAUAUCAAUAUUUGAUGCCAUGUAACGAUAAUGAAUCGCAAAUCAAUAUUUUGUCCCACCCCUACUCAAGACUGCACCAAAAAAGGAGCAUCCACUGAAAGGUUCCCUGACCUGCAGGCUCUGGUCAUGUUGGCAAGCUUUUUUUGAAUCAUUUUUGCUGCUUUUGUAUUACUGGGGGAGUGGCAGAUUGGGGUCGCCGCCAGCCCUGCUUUAACUUGCCAUGUCAGCGGUCGUUCCAGAAGCUGCUCGUUGUGUUGUUGUUAUAUCAGUGCCAGAGGUUUGCGGGACCCCCAGAGACUGAGUGGUCCGUGAGAGUGCCUAUCUCUCCUGCAGUGCUGAAUGUAGGAUGCCAUGCUUUAAGCUCUGUAUCCCUGUAGGUACUGAACGUCUUGAUUGUUGUUUUUUUUAUUAUUAUUAUAACUCUGCUUUUAUGUGUUUUUUCUAUAUGUUUGUACUCGCAGGUCAUUCUGAGGCUGUGCAGAUGUUUUCUGUGCUUUUACACAUACCAUGUCAUCUGUUUUCUAGAGCAUUUGUGACAGUUCUGAACACCUCAGUCGAAAAAGAACCCCUUCUCACUGUCUAGAGUACUUUACGAUAGAAUUCAUAAUCAUUUAUUAGGCUUUUCUGUAAUACAGAACAUUUAUUUCACUUUUUGAUGAUGAUGGUUGAACCUUUAAGAAUCAUCUCCUGAUAUACUAGUGCAUUUCAAAAAUUAAAAUAUCACUGAAAAGUUCCUUCCUUUCAGUAAUUCAGUUCAAAAUGCGAAACAUGACUCUCUAAACCAUCACAGUUUGGACUGUGUGUCUCUCCACUCUUCCUCCAGACUCUGCUCCCUUGAUUUAUAAAUGAAAUGUUAAAUUUACUGAUGAUCAGUGAUGGUUUGGAGGGUCAUGUCAUCUGCUGGUGUUGAUCCACUGUGUUUUAUUAUCAAGUCUGAAAUCUUAGAGCACUUCAUGCUUCCCUCUGCUGAUAACUUUUAUAGAGAUGCAGAUUUCAUUUUCCAGCAGGACUUGGCACACUGCACACACUGUCAAAAAUACCAAUAUAAUAUUCUAAUUUUAAGAGAGACUGAUUUUUGGGUUUUGAUUGGCUGUAAGCCAUAAUCAUCAACAAUAAAAUAAAUAAACGUGUAAAAUAGAUCACUCUAUGUGUAAUACAUCUAUAUAAUAUAUGAGUUUCACAUUUUGAAUUGAGUUACUGAAAUAAAGUAUCUUUUUAAUGAUAAAUGAUCAUUUCAAUUAAACAUGGGCAAGACAAGUCAAAACCAUCAGGACAAAAGCAGAAAGGCAGCAGGUCAUCUUUAAUGUCUCCACUUAUAUAAACAUAGGUUCAUUUCUGAGAAUCAGUAUAGUCAAAAAGCAAAAAAUCCCAUUAUUCAAGCAGCCCUACACACCACCAUCAUCAAACUGUCCUCUUUUAUUAUUGUGUGUUUAAAUGUAGACACUUGAAUAUUGUUCAAAUGCUCCAGAAAACAGAGAGGUUGAUGUGCAAACACUCUUUAAGUCACCUUUUGUACAGUUCACUGUGGGGUUGUGUGUUUGUGUGUGAGAGAGCAUGAGAGAGAGAGAGUGUUUUUUUUUUUCUUUUUUUUUUUUCUUGGGUCAGUGUUAGCCUCUGUGCGUGCACACAUUGUGCCGGUCCCUCCAGAAGACCCGUGAAUUUUGAGACAGGACUGUGGAGCAGAAUUAACAUGAGAUCAGACCGAGUCUGAUUCUGAUUCUGUUCAAAUAGACUGAAUUCUGGCUCAGGAUGAAAUGGAUCAAAAAACUGGACUAGAUGACUGAACACUAGUGGAAUGCCCCGGGCGUCUAUAGAGAGAAAGAAAUCUAUAUAAAAUAUAUAUAUUAAAAAAGAUAUAUUCAUUGUAUUUGAAACUCAUUCAUUAAGCCUUUGUAAAUACAUACAAGUGUAUCAGUUCUCAUCUUCUCAGAUAUUACAGACAAAUGUUAAUAGAUAUUUUUUGAUUAAACCAGUUAACAUGGUUACGAAAUCAGUAUUGUGUCCGAAUCCGGCUGUGGUUGGUGUGGAGGACGAUUUGAGAAAUGUCAUAGAAUAAUUUUUUUUGUUCGUUUUUUUUUUUUUUUUUUUUUUUUUGUAAAACUAGGUGAACGUUCUCACUUCUUGUCCUAAUGGUUUGGGCUUUCAAUGUUUGGACGUUGUUAUUGUACGUGUUUUCUAUGCUGUACUUGCCAAGAUAAGUUCCAUCAAUCACAUAUAAACUAUCUACCAGUGGAA
Messenger RNA from Astyanax mexicanus (Mexican tetra), 6795 nucleotides. It is a transcript of the gene pid1, whose product is annotated as phosphotyrosine interaction domain containing 1. The transcript has 5 exons. Gene Ontology annotation, biological process: regulation of reactive oxygen species metabolic process; regulation of cell population proliferation; regulation of mitochondrial membrane potential. Lineage: Eukaryota; Metazoa; Chordata; Actinopteri; Characiformes; Acestrorhamphidae. The record is from RefSeq and is a predicted model, not a curated record. Gene Ontology annotation, cellular component: cytoplasm. The coding region runs from base 457 to 1122 and encodes 221 amino acids.